UAAAAAUUAAAUACCCAUAUAAAAGUUCACAAACCCUAUCAUUUCUCAUACUUUCACCUUUCUGCUUCUCCAGUCUCUUUCUCUCACUUGCGGCUAGGGUUUUAGUAGCGCUCUCUCUUCAGAUUGAAGCCAAUUCUUCAUCAUGGGUAAGGAGAAGGUUCACAUCAACAUUGUGGUCAUCGGCCAUGUCGACUCUGGGAAGUCAACAACCACUGGUCACUUGAUCUACAAGCUUGGUGGUAUUGACAAGCGUGUGAUUGAGAGGUUUGAGAAGGAAGCUGCUGAGAUGAACAAGAGAUCAUUCAAGUACGCCUGGGUGCUUGACAAGCUUAAGGCUGAGCGUGAGCGUGGUAUUACUAUUGAUAUUGCCUUGUGGAAGUUUGAGACCACAAAGUAUUACUGCACUGUCAUUGAUGCCCCUGGACAUCGUGAUUUUAUUAAGAACAUGAUUACUGGUACUUCCCAGGCUGACUGUGCUGUCCUUAUUAUUGACUCUACCACUGGUGGUUUUGAGGCUGGUAUCUCUAAGGAUGGGCAGACUCGCGAGCAUGCUCUUCUUGCCUUCACUCUUGGUGUGAGGCAAAUGAUUUGCUGCUGUAACAAGAUGGAUGCCACCACUCCCAAGUACUCAAAGGCAAGGUAUGAUGAAAUUGUGAAGGAAGUUUCAUCCUACUUGAAGAAGGUUGGUUACAACCCUGACAAGAUUCCUUUUGUCCCCAUCUCUGGAUUUGAGGGUGACAACAUGAUUGAAAGGUCCACCAACCUUGACUGGUACAAGGGUCCAACGCUUCUUGAGGCCCUUGACCAGAUUAAUGAGCCCAAGAGGCCAUCGGACAAGCCCCUUCGGCUUCCACUUCAGGACGUCUACAAGAUUGGUGGUAUUGGAACCGUACCUGUGGGUCGUGUUGAAACUGGUCUCCUCAAGCCUGGUAUGGUUGUCACAUUCGGUCCAACUGGAUUGACCACUGAAGUUAAGUCAGUUGAGAUGCACCAUGAGGCCCUCCAAGAGGCUCUUCCAGGUGAUAAUGUUGGAUUCAAUGUUAAGAAUGUUGCUGUUAAGGAUCUCAAGCGUGGUUAUGUUGCAUCAAACUCCAAGGAUGAUCCCGCAAAGGGGGCAGCCAACUUCACAUCCCAAGUUAUCAUCAUGAACCACCCUGGGCAGAUUGGAAAUGGAUAUGCCCCAGUUCUUGAUUGCCACACCUCCCACAUUGCUGUGAAGUUCUCUGAGAUCUUGACCAAGAUUGACAGACGUUCUGGUAAGGAGCUAGAGAAGGAGCCCAAAUUCUUGAAGAAUGGUGAUUCCGGUAUGGUUAAGAUGGUUCCUACCAAGCCCAUGGUGGUUGAAACUUUCUCUGAGUACCCCCCACUUGGUCGUUUCGCUGUGAGGGACAUGCGCCAGACUGUUGCUGUUGGAGUCAUUAAGAGUGUGGAUAAGAAGGAUCCCAGUGGAGCUAAGGUGACCAAAUCUGCUGCAAAGAAGAAGUGAACCGUGCAGGUUGCAGUGUCUGCAGGAGAGGGCUAUCAGCGUUGUUAUAAUAAAGACUGGGUUCUUGUUAGGAGUCCAGAAGUGGUAUGUUUAGGUGUUAAUUUUGAUGGUUAUAGUUUUAAGUCAUCACCUUGGCGGCGGGGAUGCUGUUCGCAGAACUGGGUUCUUGACCGACGGUGGCGAGAUUCUUGUCUGGAGUCAUUUUGAGUCUGUUUUUAAUUUUGGUCUGUUUGUCUUGUUGAACACGAUAUUUUCUAUUUCAUAAGCAGCUCAGGAGUUUUAGGUUUUGCCUGAGCUCCUCAGAUGUUGUUAUCAACUUUCCAUUAUUAAUGUCUAGUUUGCGUUCUUAAAUUUAUGAGCCGUAUAAUUUAUAGUUUC
Messenger RNA from Pistacia vera, 1864 nucleotides. RefSeq names its product elongation factor 1-alpha-like. The transcript is spliced from 3 exons. Gene Ontology annotation, biological process: translation; translational elongation. Bases 143 to 1486 code for a protein of 447 amino acids. The record is from RefSeq and is a predicted model, not a curated record. NCBI's taxonomy places the organism in Eukaryota, Viridiplantae, Streptophyta, Magnoliopsida, Sapindales, Anacardiaceae. Gene Ontology annotation, molecular function: GTPase activity; translation elongation factor activity; GTP binding.